Molecule: messenger RNA, 2606 nt
Organism: Salvia hispanica
Lineage: Eukaryota; Viridiplantae; Streptophyta; Magnoliopsida; Lamiales; Lamiaceae
Source: RefSeq, a predicted model, not a curated record
UAUCACAACAUUUUUAUUUAUUAUUUCAACUGUUACUACACCUCGAGCACUCUGCUUUCUUUGUGUUUCCUCAAAAGGGCUAUAUUUUUCCUGCUUUGGAUUGCAGCCUCAGAUUCUGCACAAAAAUCGAUUUGACUUCGGGGAUAAAAGGCAAAGCAGAGAUAAUUAUUAACUGUUGUAGCUAUUCAUUGUUUGCCCCCUUUUCUUGAUUUUUUUUGGGGAGGUUUGAUUAUUGUAGUAGUUGAUAUUUUGAUAUGAUUCUAAGCUCGUGUGGGAGUGGUAUGUGGUGCUGUUUUCUUGAUGUGAGUUAAAGAUGGUAGCUUUAUUGGUAUUAGGUGAAUUCAAUUUGUGAUGCUUUUGGUUAAAUUCGUCUAUAUAUUUAGGAUUCGGGGCGUUUGCUUUUGAGUUGAACAUGAUUGGAAGAUCUUACGGGAAUUACAUGUGUUGAUUUCCUUCCGUUUUUGGUUGGUCGAUUCGGUGAUUUAAGUGAGAUUUUCAUAUCAUAACUUGUUUGUUUAAACGAUUGUAUGACUUCUUCUUAAUUACCCUUUUGUGGGUUGUGUGUUUCCUACUGCUUUUCGACUAUCACUGUUCUACCAUAGGCUUGUUAAGUUGUUACUCCCCUCUUCCUUGGGCGGCACUGGAUUUUAUGUGGAUUUAUUUUGUGUAUUAAGUGAAGAGAAUAAAGUAAGAGAGGGUGAAUAAAGUAGCGAUAAAGGUGUUUCUUUUUCAGUUAUGAGUCAUCUUGGUUGGGACAAACCAAAAAGAAAAUUGGGUCAUCUUUGAUGGGAGGGAGAGAGCAUAUUCUUUCUCGUUUCCGAACACAUGCUUUCUUGAGCUCUGGCUUUGUCCUCUCUUCUUUGAGAACCAUCUGCAUUUGUCAUUGAUAUCUUUCAUAUAGUUUCUUUCUUGGAAAAUACUAGUACUAUGUUUUAACUUGUUGCUAGAAUACUUGUGGAGAAUGGGAAGAAUGGUGUGCUGAUCUUUUGUCUUACUUAUACGGGUAUAAUUCUUUGUAAUCUCGAACAAAACGUAAAAGAGUAGAUGGUAGGUUAGCCUAUAUGUUGCCAAUAGCUAAUGCAGUAUAUAACGAGUUUUUCCUGCAUCUUCGUGCACAGGUUUUAUUGUUUUGAGCCCUACUCAUGGACUCCCCUCAAUUGGUUGUUUCACCGCUCAAGAGCUCCUUCCCGGAGUCUGAGAAACAGCAUACUGCAGACAAGUCAAGCCACUUUUCAAGGGAAAUCAAUUUCCAGAAGAAGGGAAGUGCAGUGGGUAACUUGGAGGAGUUCGUAGGUGCUUUGGAGGUCUACAUACACCAAGCUAGGGAUAUCCACAACAUUUGCAUCUAUCAGAAACAAGAUGUUUAUGCUAAACUUUGUCUUACUAGCGAUCCUGAGAAGACAGUCUCUACCAAGAUCAUCAAUGGUGGUGGGGCAAACCCGAUUUUCAAUGAGAAUCUCAGUCUCAAUAUUCGCAAAGUUGAUUCCUCCCUUAAAUGUGAGAUAUGGAUGUUAAGCAGGGUGAGGAAUUAUCUUGAAGAUCAGCUUCUUGGGUUUGCUUUGGUGCCUAUAUCUGAAGUCUUCCUUAACAAUGGAUUCGUUCAGUUGUCCGUCACUUAUAUUGGAGUGCAACCUGAAGUCAUUCCAAUCCCGGCACCACCCACAUAUGUGGAGACUGAUUCAAUGACCAAGGACACUGAAUCUACCAAGUCUGUUCCCGAUGAUAUGGAUAAGAUCGAGUUUCCUGACCCAAAUGUUGCAAAUGAGAAUCACCAGAUGGUCGAAGAAUAUUUUGGGAUGCCAUGUAGCAAUGUGGACUCACCAAGUUCAGAUAGCCUGGUCAGUUCUGAUACUGAGAAUCAGGUUAGCUCGGAGAUUGAAGUCCAGCAUGAAGAAAGUUUCUCGAUGCGAACUACAUGUUCAAGACCAACCCCAAAGGUUGAUUCUCCUCCGAGCAGCACAUCAACGAAUGGAGGUUCCUCUGCAUCAGCUCCCGUGAGUUUUCAGUCUUCUGAGACUCUAAAAGAUUCAAAAUCUCCGGGUGAGGAACUCGUUUCACUUCCUAAAGACAAAUCCAAGGAAAAAAUUGCCAACGGAGUUGAUGUGGACAGUAAUGCAUCAGGUGGGGUGUCAAGUGAUACAUCUGCAAAGCCCGUUAUCACAGUGCCGGAGCCAAAGGUGGUUCAGCAGGACAUAGUGGAUAUGUACAUGAAGAGCAUGCAGCAAUUUACUGAAUCCUUAGCUAAAAUGAAGCUUCCCAUGGACUUUGAAAACGGGCCGACCAGCUCAGAGAAUUCAACGAGUUCUGGGCAGAAGACUCCAGGAUCGAAGAACUCGGGCUCUCGAGUAUUUUAUGGAAGUAGAGCUUUCUUCUGAGCAAUUGUUGAGGUUCCCAGGAUACACAGGUGACUUUAGUGACUAAAAUGGAGACUGAUGGUAGUAGUAGCAUUUAGAUGUAAUGUAAUCUGGUGGUGUACUUUAUCUGGCUAUGUAUUAGAUGAUAAAAAAAGAUACUGACUUGUAUGUUGUAUGAGUCUUGUGCCAUCUGAGUUACUUGUAAUGUACAUUUAAGACCUCUGCUGUUUAAUCUCGCCACUUUACUCUUAA